AUGCACCAGGAUAAUCGACGUCUGUUGCUGUCUGUACUGCUUGCAUAUCUCCUUCACUUAUCCAAUGGAUGUGGCCGGACUCCCGCGCGAACGAAGCCGGCAUCACCCACUGCCAGCCCGCAGGAGCCCACCACGCCACUGCCACAGGCGCCCACGACCCUGCCCGUUACCGGCGGCAGACAGGAGUGUACCCACGAGGAGUCUAGAGAUGUGGCCUGUCUCCAUGGCGGCGAGUGUUUCGUUAUGGACCUGCUGGACACCAGGAAUGCAUUCUGUCAGUGUCAGGAAAUGUGGCGAGGGAACCGCUGUGAAGAGAUUGACGAGAACAUUUAUGUUAUCACAGCCGACAAGGUGGAGAAGGCCAGCAUCGCUGCGGGAGUCGUUGUUCUUGUCAUCGUCAUCACCGUCAUUAUCGUCUACCUGGUAGUCAGAAAGAGGAAACAGCGGAAAAACAGAACUCAGUCUAAUGGAAAUGCAAACGGACACGCGGGCAAAGCUUUAAUGGAGCCCGAAAAGGAGCCCAUGGACAGCGAAGACACAGAGAAAUGUACAGAUGUAUGA
This is a messenger RNA of Candidula unifasciata, 561 nucleotides long. The record is from the annotation of a GenBank genome assembly. Lineage: Eukaryota; Metazoa; Mollusca; Gastropoda; Stylommatophora; Geomitridae.